Molecule: messenger RNA, 1333 nt
Organism: Hordeum vulgare subsp. vulgare (domesticated barley)
Lineage: Eukaryota; Viridiplantae; Streptophyta; Magnoliopsida; Poales; Poaceae
Product: auxin-responsive protein SAUR71-like
Exons: 1
Coding region: 382-810 (142 amino acids)
Biological process (GO): response to auxin
Source: RefSeq, a predicted model, not a curated record
AUUAUUCACGGCAUAUUUUCUUGCCAACUUUGGCCAGUGUAACCGGUCACAUUUUGCCUCGAUCGAUCUAGAAUGAAGCAGGGCCAAAUUUCAAAAUGAGGCAAGUAAUCCCGGGUACACGAAGCAGGCUGGCUGAAUUAUCUCCACAUUCCAUUCGGGAGCAAAUAAUCUGUAAGCGCCAAGCGAGAUAAAUAAUGGCAGAAGCACAACUUGCGGCUCUCCCGCUAUAUAACGGCGAGCCACCAUGGCCGCCUCAGUACAAACACCUUGCCGUCUUCUCAACUCUAGCGUCGUCCCUCGCCAAGAACCCGCCACCGCCGUCGCUGCUUCCAAGGUUCUCGACGUCUCCGGCGUCGACCGAAGCAGCAGCAAGCCAGCAACAUGAAGCGCCUUCUCAGACGGCUCUCCCGCGUGGCCGCGGCCGACGCGUGCAGCGCCACCGCCGCCGCGUACCAGCCGCUCCGGCCCGACGCGGCCGCCAAGGCCUCCUCCACGGCCGCUUCCUCGUCGUCCUCGUUCUUCGGCGCGCGGAGGCUCGGCCGCGGCGCGAGGGUGCCGGAGGGGCACGUGCCGGUGUGCGUCGGCGAGGAGGGCGGCCCCGUGGAGCGCUUCGCCGUGCGGGCCGAGCUCCUGGGCCGGCCGGCGUUCAAGGCCCUGCUCCGCCGUGCCGCGCAGGAGUACGGCUACGGCCACCCUGGCGCGCUCCGCAUCCCCUGCGCCGUGGCCAACUUCCGCCGCCUCCUCCUCGGCCUCUCCGACCCCCGCUGCCACCAGCCCACCGACGACGACGACUCCGCCCUCUACUACUAGCCUUGCAUCUCUCUUCCCUCAUUUCACCCUCCUCGUUCCGCUGCGGCUGCCGUAGACGGAGGGCGUGAGUGUGGAAAUUUGGGAAAUCGGUGAACCGACAGAGCCAAUUGCCAGCUGCUGCGUUCUGACCGGUCUGCCCCUGCGUGGAUGGUGUACAUAGGGAGGUCACAUGGGGUUUGUUGGAGGUUAGGACCUGCUGAUUUCUUCUUCUUCUUCUUGUGAGUGUUCUUCUAGCUAGCUCUGGUAGCUGCAAUGGAUCUUCUUCUUCCACUUCUUUUGCUAGGGAUUUUGCUAGGGAUUUUGAGGUCUUGAUGAUCGGCAUGUAAGCCGCAAGGUUCGCCUCAUGUUAGUGAAAUGGAUGAGUUUGCUACUGCAUAAGUUUCUCCCAGAUCUAGCGGUGUAAAAGGCAACGCACUUCCAUGGAUCACCAGCUAGCUCUAGCAGUUCAGGCAGCCUGUCAUGGAGCACAUUGGUGUACUACAACGAUUGACCAUUGCGUCAUAAUAAAUUAUUUGCGGAUGUA